Spodoptera frugiperda (fall armyworm) is the source of this 2084-nucleotide messenger RNA. Its product is annotated as histone-lysine N-methyltransferase 2D. Gene Ontology annotation, molecular function: DNA binding. The coding region runs from base 366 to 1985 and encodes 539 amino acids. The record is from RefSeq and is a predicted model, not a curated record. Lineage: Eukaryota; Metazoa; Arthropoda; Insecta; Lepidoptera; Noctuidae. The transcript is spliced from 6 exons.
AGCAAUCAUCAGUCAAAAGUUCAACAGACAGCAAGUGGGAUUUUAAAUUGUGUUACCGACCCGAGUGCCGAGUGGUCUUCUUUUCACAAGAACUAGCGUUUUCUUUGGAAAAAAUAGUGUUACAUUUAACAGUUUUAUUGUUUAAGUGAUUUACUUUAGUAUACUGUAAAAUUAAUGUAAUACUUCAUAAUUACCUACUGAUAACGAGAAUAAAUACGACACAAAAAUAUAGGUGUACGACGAAAAUUGUAAAUUAAUGUGCUGUUUUAUCUCCAUUCCAAUAACUAACAAGUAUCUAUAUAAGGUGGAUUCUAAAAGGGACUGCAUGCUUAGUUAAAAAAUCGCCGGCAUGAUUUUAAUUAGAAAUGUCAGAGAUAAAGUAUAAAAAUCAAAUUUUGGCUGCUAUAGAUCAUUUACGCUCACGUAAAUCGCGUCCUGACAUACAUAGGAUUUGCAAGUUUAUGUUAAAGUGUUAUAAAGUACUCCCUAAAGAUACUAAAGCAGAUCUCAAACGUUGCCUGAAGGAGAAAAGUAUUUUUAAAGUUGAUUAUAAAGAUAAUGUAAGCUAUAGAAACGCUGCUAAGUGGCGAAAGAAAUCAAACAAAAUGUCUUCAUCAAUUGCAACUAGUGAACGGCGGGUUAUAACUUCAGCAAUUGCUACGUUAAUAUACCAGGAUCAAAGCUAUUUAGAAAAUGGAAUCGCUUUUGAUGAUCUUGUGUCUGCAGCUGCUGCACAAGGAUCAAAAUAUUCAAAGAAACAACUUGAGGCUAUUGUCAACAAAGAGUUAUCAUCGGGAAGUUUGGUUAAAUUACAAAAUGGUAAUUUAGCUUUAGGCCCUGCGGACCAUGAUGGUGAUAGCUCUGACAGCUUCAAAUUUGAUUAUCAUGGAGAUUUCAGCAAUACAAAGAUGACUUCGUCGGCCAAUUCAUCAUGUAGAUCUUCACCUCAAAGAAUGCGUGGAAGGCCAAAGAAACGAGGUGGUGGAUCAUCUAGUAAUGGACUAAGUGGUGGUAGUACAUCACGUAAUGCUGGUGUGCGCGUCGGCGAAAGACGUAAAAUGGCUAAGAAAGUAUUUGAUCCCUCUGAUAAUAAUGUUCCCAGCAAACGAAAAAGGGGAAGACCAGUGGGAUCAUUAAAUAAAAGCACAAUUAAGAAAAGACUUAUUUCUGCUGGACUUCAGAAAUCUGAUGCAGAUGGAACACCAUUGUCCGAAAGUCAACUUUCCUUGGAUGGAAGUGGUGAUGAAUUAGACCAAGAAGAGCCCCUAACUCAUGAGACAUCAGGAGGAGUAUGUUCUGUAUGCCUGGUGCAAAAACCUCGUGGUUCGAAUGAUAGACUGGUUGAAUGCAGAGAUUGUAACAAUAAAGCUCACUUAAGUUGCCUUCAAUCGGGAUCGGGCAUUUUAAAACCUCGCCCGGAUAACACUUGGCAAUGCCCUCAUUGCAAAACUUGUGUAGUAUGCUGUGAAACUAAUGAUGCUGGUAUUUUAACUGUAUGCAGUAUUUGUUCUGAUGCCUACCACGCGCUCUGUCACAGUCCUCGAAUACCAGAAAGACUGAAAGCUUGGGACCAAUGGGAGUGCAAUAACUGUCUUGAAUCUCGACCUACAGUCGUAGGCUCACCUGCGAUUCGCGGUAAUAUGGAAUAUGCUGCACAAAAUUCACCUUCUGUGGACCCCUUCCUCAAGCCACAUGAACUUGACAGAGCUCCUUCAAAACUUGUGGAAGAGAUUCCAAUUGAUCCAACUAUUCCGGAAAUAGCUAAUUGGAAUACUGAUGAUGUCUUUGACUAUUUUAAACAACACUUACCUGAAGCAGCGCCGAUUCUUAAAGAACAGGAAUUCGACGGUCAAGCAUUGAGUAUGGCGCGGCGUGCAGAUAUAGUACGAGGUCUGGGCUUACCUUUAGGCCCUGCAUUGGCAUUAUAUCGCAUUAUCGUUAAAUUACAAACAAGAAAAGACGACUGGACCAUGUGCUGGGGUUAAAAACCAGUUUUUUUCCAACUUCUCUGUGUUGUAUGAAGAUAAUAAUAGUUAUUAAUUAGUGUACCUAGUUAACUGAAAUAUAGUUAAGUAUUAAACUUA